AUGGAAGAUGAAUUGAACUUAUCAGGAAUUCCACCCAUCUUAGAGAAUGACCUCACUAUUCACCAGAUGGAAAUUGGGAAAAAUCACUCAAGCCCUAUAACAUUCAUCCUCCUGGGAUUUGGGAAUCUCCUCGAACUACGAAUUUCUCUCUUUGUCUUGUUUCUAGCCAUCUACACUUUGUCAAUUGUUGGGAAUCUCUUAAUUCUUUUACUAAUUGCAAUUGACCAACAGCUGCACACCCCCAUGUAUUUCUUCCUAAUGAAUUUGUCCAUGCUGGAGACCUGCUACAUUUCAAACAUCCUUCCCAGGAUGCUGGCCAGUUUCCUAACUGGAGAUUCAUCCAUAUCCUUUGAGGGCUGUGUGACACAAUGGUUCUUCUUUGUUCUCCUUGGAUCCACGGAAUGUUAUCUUCUGGCAAUGAUGUCUUAUGACCGGUAUCUGGCAAUCUGCAAACCACUUCAUUAUAUGUCCCUCAUGAACAGCAGACUCGGCCUGCAAUUGGCCUCCACAUCUUGGAUGAGUGGUCUGCUAACCAGCACCAUAAUAACUUACUUUAUAGUACAGCUGGCAUUCUGUGGACCCUAUGAAAUCGAUCACUUCUUUUGUGACCUAUAUCCCAUCUUGAACCUGUCCUGUAGCAACCUUUACAGUACUAGAAUUGUAGCCUUUGUUCUAGCAUUCCUGGCCACAGUACCCCCUUUUACAUUAACAUUGGUCUCCUACAUCUGCAUUAUUCUCACCAUCUUGAGAAUCAAGUCCAAAACUGCUCAACAGAAGGCCUUCUCCACUUGCUCAUCACACCUCAUUGUGGUGAUACUUUUUUUCGGCUCCUUAUUCAUUGUCUAUGUAGUCCCUGAAAUGGACAUACUGAGAGAGCUAAACAAAACCUUCUCUCUGUUCUACACUGUUUUGACUCCCAUGCUCAACCCCCUCAUAUACAGUUUGAGAAACCGAGAGGUGAAGGAAGCUCUUUGCAGAUCUACCAGGAAAUACAGCAACAGAGUGUCUUAG
Messenger RNA from Euleptes europaea (tarantolino), 1011 nucleotides. RefSeq names its product olfactory receptor 10A7-like. The record is from RefSeq and is a predicted model, not a curated record. Gene Ontology annotation, molecular function: olfactory receptor activity; G protein-coupled receptor activity. Gene Ontology annotation, cellular component: membrane. Lineage: Eukaryota; Metazoa; Chordata; Lepidosauria; Squamata; Sphaerodactylidae. Gene Ontology annotation, biological process: G protein-coupled receptor signaling pathway. The transcript has 2 exons. The coding region runs from base 1 to 1011 and encodes 336 amino acids.